UUUAGGGAAGAAAAUUUGAAAAUAUUGUGGAUUAAUAAUCUAAAUAUGUUGUAUCAAAAAGAAAUUAGAGAUAGAAUGAAGUGUAAAACUGCCCAGUGUUGAAAUGAAAGAAAAUACUAUUGCCAAAAGCAUGAAAGAAUGAUCUGUGAGAGUUGAGAUUUUCAUAUUCACUACAACUGUAAACCCCAAGAUGAGGAGGGCAAAUCCGACUCUAAAGAUGCUACAACAGUUUUUGAAGUACCCUCUAGACAAAAUCUUCAAGACAAAAUUCUGGGAAUUCAUCAAGUCCUUUACAUUUUCAACACCCACAAGAAAAACAAGUCGAUGGAAGAAGUAGAAAAUUUUGAAGAAGGGCUAGAAUCCUUUGUCACUGAGUGGAACGAAAUCGAAGAAAGGAUCAACACGAUCCUUGCUGAGGAUGAAUAUCUGCAGUAUUAUUCGAGCAACAUCAAAAUCGAAAAGUUCUGGAAUGAGCUUAAGAACUCAGAACUGUACAAUGCCUUCGCCAAGAACUUGUUGGAUAAGCUUAUUCAAAGAGGAUGUACUGAGCAUACAGAAAUAUUUAUGAAAAGUCAUAGAGCCCAGCUUGAUAAGGAGUAUGGUGAACUGAGAGAGAAGCUUAUUAUCAAAUUUGGCACAAAGAUGAGGAUCACACAACAAGAAAUGGAGAGAGCUAAGCUGGAGAUUACAAGCAAUGUGAAAGAGAUACAGAAACUUCAGAAUACUAUAACUAAGCUUACUAAUGAUCUUAACAUAAGUGAGCAGGCUCGUUUAGAACUUGAGAAGAUAAGAACAGACUAUGAGAAGGUUAAGAAAGAGCUUGGCCAAGUUAAACCUGAGUGAGAAAAACUCAAACUUGAGUUUGCCAAGAUCAAGCCUGAAUUUGACAAGAUUAAACCAGAAUUAGAGAAGCUUAAGCCUGAGCUUGAAAAUACAAAGAAGCAAGUAGGAACACUCCAGAAUGAGAAGAAAAAGCUUACUGAAGAUCUUGCCAAGAUUACCAAUGCAGUCAAAGCAGAAGAAGCAAAAGUAGCUGUUGAAAAGAAGAGUAAAGAUGCGAAUGAAAAGAAGCUCCAAAGUGUCCAGGCAAGCUUAAACAAAGAAAUAGCAGAUAAAGAAGCUCUUAAGAAAGAUCUUAAUAGAUUCGCAGAAGAGCAUAAAAGUUUGACUGAAAAUUUAGCAAAAGCUGCUGAAGAGAAGAAGGCAAUUGAAGAUAAUCUCAAUAAGGAGGUUGCUGCCAAAGCCAAAGAAAUUCAAGCAAAAGCCAAAGUUGCAAAGGAUCUUAAAAAUGCUGGGGCGAAGAUUGCUCAACACGUCAAGGAGAUCACAACUUUGAAAGCUGCAGUUGAUAAGCUCACUGCUGAAAAAGCAGAUUUGCAAAAGAAGAUUCCAGCAGGUAAAUAAUCACCAGAUCAUACCCCAUCACUAAAAUUUCAAC
This is a messenger RNA of Moneuplotes crassus, 1438 nucleotides long. NCBI's taxonomy places the organism in Eukaryota, Ciliophora, Spirotrichea, Euplotida, Euplotidae. The record is from the annotation of a GenBank genome assembly.